AUGUGGUGGCACGAAAUUGAUGUGAGGCUGUCGGGAAACUGUUCCGGUCUUCUUGAAAUUUAUUACUUUGGUAGAUGGGCUGGUGUAUGCUAUGAACAAUUCAACCUGGCGGAUGCUGAGGUCAUCUGCAGGCAGCUACAGUGUGGCCGACCACUUACAGUUGGGAAAUACAACGACGGCAUCACUUACCCUUACUUGAGUAACGUGUUCUGUACUGGCAAUGAAGACUACUUCUGGCAAUGCUCUUUUCGAGAAGGAGGCUGCCAAACCAACACAAAUGUUGCAGUCACAUGUGCAGGCUCAAAAUGGCUUCAAACAACAGCUCUUCCUCCUUUUUCAGAUUUUCCAAAAUUCACAGCACCUGGUUAUAGAAAAGACCUCCGAUUGGUAAAUGGAGGGGAUAGGUGUCAAGGCCGCGUUGAAGUUCGGCGUGACUACGGACAAUGGGGGACAGUUUGUGAUGACUCAUGGGAUCUAAACGAUGCGGCGGUAGUAUGCAGACAACUCGGAUGUGGGCAAGCUGUUCAAGCUACAAGUGCAGCCUAUUUUGGACAAGGAUAUGGUCCUAUUCUCCUGGAUGAUGUUUACUGCCGUGGGUAUGAAUACUAUCUUUGGAACUGUACAACUUCAGACUGGGGAAUUCAUAAUUGCGGCCACCAUGAAGAUGCUGGUGUUAUUUGUUCAGCGAGUAUUCAUUCAACAUCAGGUCCUCAAUGGACACCACGGACAACUGUUGCGCGACGCACUACACCACAUUGGCCAGGAUGGACUACACCGCAUUGGCCAGGGUGGACUACACCGCGUUGGCCAGUAACUGUGUCAGGAGCAUCUUGUGGUGGUUUUCUUGGAUACCCAUCAGGAUCAUUUAAAAGUCCAUAUUAUCCUUCUGACUAUCCAAACAAUAUGGACUGUGUAUGGGAAAUACAAGUUAAAAACAACUACCAAAUAAGACUUACAUUUCAGAAUUUUUUGCUAGAAGAAUGUGAUAGAUUCAGAUGUGCUUGUGAUUAUGUUGAAAUCUAUGAUGGACCUCUCCAUACUGCCUCACUGCUUGGGAAAAUUUGUUAUGGCUACUAUUCCACUUUUACAUCAAGUUCCAAUAUGAUGACAAUUAAAUUCCAUAGUGAUAGUAGUGUCACAAGAAGAGGCUUCCUUGCAAACUAUUACAGCUUCUCUGCAGAUCAAAACACAACUCUUGUUUGUCAGCCGACCUAUAUGGAAGCUGCAAUUAGUAGAAGUUAUCUGAACUCUCAAGGCUAUAAUCCAUGGAGUGCCAGCUUGAUGGAUCCAAAUUGCAGACCGAGGAUCACACCAUAUUCUGUUAUAUUCAACAUACCAUAUAAUGGCUGUCGGACCAGAAGAGAUGUUGAUGCCGAUACUAUUACAUAUUCAAAUGAGAUCUCAGUAAUUGCCCCUUCACAACACUUCAUAAGAAGGAUACCAGAUCUUCUUGUGCAUGUCAACUGCAAGAUGCUUCAACACACCUGGAUAGAGACAAUGUAUAUCGCUCAGCAAACCAAAGAGAUUAAUGAAACGCAAUAUGGCCAAUAUAGUGUGAAUCUUACAUUUUAUGACUCAUCCUUCUGGAAACCAGUGAACGAUAUACCUUAUUAUGUCGUAUUAAAUCAAAGGUUAUAUUUGCAAGCUUAUCUCUAUAGUUCCGAUUCCAACCUGCAGCUGUUUUUGGAUACUUGUACAGCAUCACCCAAUUACGAUGAUUUUACAAAACUAACUUAUGAUAUUAUCAAGAAUGGGUGUAUUAAAGACUCUACUUAUCAGACUCACUACUCCCCAUAUAGAAACAUUCUUCGCUUUUCCUUCCAAGCCUUUGCCUUCAUGGACAGGCACCCAUCAGUUUACCUGCAGUGUAAAGUGGUGGUUUGCAGCUCCUAUGACUAUUACUCAAGAUGUAAUCGAGGCUGUCUGCUCCGAUCCAAGAGAGAUACAGGCUCCUAUCAGGAAAACAUAGAUGUCAUUAUUGGGCCCAUCGAACUUGUGAAGGAUGGUGUUCAGAAUAGAAACUUUGAAGCAAAGCCAGAAGCCCAGGAAAAUUUGACAACUUCUAAUUCCCAUGUACCUUACAUUGUUGCUGCUGCUGUCCUUGCGGUCGUUGCCAUGACUCUUGCAGGAAUUAUUCUGAAAAACAAGUGGAAAAGAUCAAUUCCAUAUGAGAUAAUGUGAGGACUUAAAAUCUUGUGUUAUAAACCAGUGCUGAAUUAAUUGUGAUGAACUUAAUUAUUGGAUGGAGAGUAUCCUUAACAGCAACAUCAGUAUUUCUCUGAUAUAUUAACAUUCUUGUAAUUUACGUUGAUUUUGCUUUUACAUUAAAGUUAAGAACUAGAAAACAAGGACUUGAAAAAUUCAUUACAUUUAUAGUAGCAACCUGAAGAAUACAUUUCAAUGGCAAUUUGUUAUAUUCUUGAACACGCUGUCUAGACUGAAGGGAUGAGGGCUGGAAUUUCAUCCCAUAUAAUGUGGUUUAAAUGUCUCUUCAGUCCUUCCCAGUCCAGGGCAAACUAGGCAACAAGCACCUCUGUUCUCUUUAUUCUUGCUAUUUAACUAAAUAAACUGCAAUUUCACUCUA
Pantherophis guttatus is the source of this 2584-nucleotide messenger RNA. Lineage: Eukaryota; Metazoa; Chordata; Lepidosauria; Squamata; Colubridae. The record is from RefSeq and is a predicted model, not a curated record.